AUGUUUAAACAUGACCAUUUGAGGAAAGCAUUGCCUGUACUAAAGACGGAUAAAGAAGUAGAAGAAGAAGGUUUCGAGAGACUGUCACUAGAUUUACCUUCUUUCCAUGUCACGGAAGAACCGGAAUCUAUAAAGAAAACAAACGACCCUAUUGUAAAGACUAGGCUGGCUGAAAGAAGUGGACCUUAUGUGGCUAGACACAGUAUUGGCUUUGACGUGCCAGGAGCAGUACAUACGAUCAUGACACCGAGAUUAAAAACUGAGCGUCAAUUGGAUAGUAAACUUGUGGUCAUUAUGGUUGGGUUACCAGCCAGAGGCAAGAGUUAUAUAGUAAAGAAACUGAGACGAUAUUUAAAUUGGUUGCAAUAUGAAACAAAGGUAUUCAAUGUGGGUAAUGCACGUCGAGUGAAUGAAGCUAGUCAUCAACAUGACCAAUCAGCCAAUUUUUUUGAUCCCAAGAACAAGGAAGGCGCCAAAAUACGCGAUGAAUUAGCAUUGAUGGUUCUCGAACAAUUGAUAGAUUGGUUAAAAUCGGGUGGUAGAGUCGCUAUUCAUGAUGCAACUAAUUCAACUGUUCAAAGAAGGAAGCUCUUGAUUGAUCGACUCUCUCGUGAACCAGAAAUUAAGGUUUUACUCUUGGAGUCUGUUUGCACAGAUAAAAAUGUACUCGAACGUAACUUUCGGUUGAAGUUAUCGGGACCAGAUUAUAAAGAUAAAGACCCAGCAGUUGCUCUAUCUGAUUUUAGACAUCGCGUAGCCAACUAUGAAAAGGCCUAUGAACCUGUAGGAGAAUGGGAAGAAGAGAAUGAUAUCCAAUACUGUAAAUUAGUGAAUGUGGGCAAGAAAGUGAUUGCUUAUAACAUAUCCGGCUAUCUAUCUGGUCAAUGUAUAUUUUAUUUGAUGAACUUUAAUUUAGCCGAACGCCAAAUAUUUGUCACAAGACAUGGUGAGAGUGAAGAUAACUUGACGGGAAAGAUUGGCGGUGAUGCACCUUUGUCUGCAAAAGGAAGAAAAUUUUCAAAGGCAUUAGCACGGUUUGUAAAGGGCCGACGUAUUGCAUUUGCUCUUGACUUGGCAGAACGAAAGAUUAAAGAAGAGGAAGAACUAAAUGAUCCAACAAGGAGCUCUGAUGGAGAAGAAGAGGACAAAAAAGAAGAUAAAGUGAAAAAGGUCAAGGAGAGGGCAGAAUCGAUCUCUAAUUCACAAUUCACAAUCUGGACAAGUAUGCUGAAGAGAUCAAUGCAAACUGCAGAAGCUUUUGAUCCUGAUGAAUACGACAUAAAGCAUAUUCGAUUCCUUAAUGAAAUCAAUUCAGGCAGUCGAGAAGGCAUGACCUAUGAAGAAAUUAAGCUCAAGUAUCCUCAAGAGUUUCAAGCACGUCAAGAAAACAAAUUAUUCUAUAGAUACCCCGGCAUGGGAGGCGAGUCAUAUAUAGAUGUGAUUCAUAGACUACAGUCCAUGAUUAUAGAGCUAGAGAGAAUGAGCCAGUCUUGUUUGAUCAUUACGCACCGUGUAGUACUUAGGAUUCUACUCGGUUACUUAUUAGAAUGGUCUCAAACACAGAUGCCACAUAUGCUCGUUCCUAUUCACACUGUAUAUGAAUUAAGACCAAAGCCUUAUGGCGUUGAAUUAACCAUCUGGAGUUAUAAUGAAGAGACGGAUGACUUUGAAGUGAUGAAUGAAGAGACACAAUAG
Molecule: messenger RNA, 1695 nt
Organism: Rhizopus microsporus ATCC 52813
Lineage: Eukaryota; Fungi; Mucoromycota; Mucoromycetes; Mucorales; Rhizopodaceae
Product: bifunctional 6-phosphofructo-2-kinase/fructose-2,6-bisphosphate 2-phosphatase
Exons: 11
Coding region: 1-1695 (564 amino acids)
Biological process (GO): fructose metabolic process; fructose 2,6-bisphosphate metabolic process
Cellular component (GO): cytosol
Molecular function (GO): ATP binding; 6-phosphofructo-2-kinase activity
Source: RefSeq, a predicted model, not a curated record